AUGACGCGGCGGCAUGAUGGUCACCACGACACGCACGCGCGAAUACUGACGGAGCAUCAGGAGUUACUGGAGUCUAGUAUCAGCGAGCAGCUGGGCCCACUGGCGGGGUUUCUCGUGCAUGCACUUAACCGGCGCGGCCCCUUGACGCUAAAAGAAGUUGCGGAUGCCGUAAAGCGUGAGCCGUUUAACAAUCCACUCCAUACUGGCGAUGCGACGAAGCACAUCGGGUGUCCACUUGCCGUCCCUGUGACGGCGGGUGACAUGGCAACGGAUGCAGCAAUCAAGGAGAUUAUGGCACGGCUCGUGCUACAUCGUGUUGUGUGCUACGAUACGGAGAAUCACGUUUAUAGCGUUGCUCUUGGCUACGGCCUUUUUUUGCGUACUCUGUUUCCGCUGGUGAUGCAAUUUUUUCAGCGUCGUUACGGUGAGACGGGGGUGACGCUGCUGAUGGUGUUCUAUCAACUUGCGACGGUGCCGCGGGAUGCGGCGGUGCGGCUGGCGAUGGAGCGGCGACCAGCACUCAGCGAGGCCCUGCGACACUGCGCGCACGAGAUGGAGCGGCUAGGGUUCAUUGAAUAUUUUUCCGCAGGAGGGAGCGCUGAGGCGGCGGCAACGACAACAACUCAUUCAACAGGUCUCUCACCGGAUCCCUGCCGCCUCCAUGUUGGCAACAUCCUUGCCGAGAUGCUGCAUGACGCUAUUCAGCAACAACUUCUUGCCGAACGUUUUGCAGAUGGCGGUGUGGCGGCUGCUGUGAUGGAGGCAUUCACGACGGCGACUCGUACCCGCCGUUUAGUGGAGCGCUCGCACGGGUUUCCCCCCGUUCAUCCCCGCACAAGCGCCUCACUGCCCCUGCGUGUUCUGCUGCGGGAGGUCCCAAUGGCGGAGGGUGUUGUCGUGGAGGCUGUCAGCCGCAUGUGUCGUCCCGACGGCGACUCUCUCCUGAGCAAUGAUGGCACUGCCACCGUGGCUAUUGAAGGCCCAUACCGUUUCCGUUACGAUGCCGCCAUAGAGGCCAUGCAGCGAGAUUGUUGUGAGCGUCUUGUUUUUGCGCGACACGGGGUGCUGGGCGUGCGGCUUAUGAAAUUGCUGCUGCAACACCACAACAUGGAGGACCGCAUGCUGGCGGAAGAGGCCAUCGCCACGCUUUCCCGCACCCGUGAAGUGUUGCACGCCAUGUUGCGCGACGGAUAUGUUCGACAGCAGGAGGUGCCGAAGAGCGGUGUUAUGGCAGACCGCCAACCGAAGAACUCCGUGUUCUUGUGGGGCUGCAGCAUGGAGAAGGAUCUGCUACCAGCAGUGCGCAUGCAGGUCGCCAAGGCUCUUCGUAUUUCCCUUGCACGGCUCUCAGUGGAAAGGCAGACGGCGACGAGUAAAGUGGCAUCGUUUACUACUACUACUACUACUGGUAGUAACAAUAAUAAUAAUCAUCAUAAUAAUUGUUGUGCCGCCUCGUCCACGGCGGCAACGAGCGUUGCAGCGGGUCUUUCCUUGACAGCAGGCAUACGAGGGGAUACAGGGGAGGUGAUUGCUGAAACGCUGCGAUGCCAGCGCGCGGUGGCGGCUUUGGAGAGCUCCGUCUCUGCAUUGAUGGGUACGAUGUUGGUGCUUGACUUUUACUAA
Trypanosoma cruzi is the source of this 1623-nucleotide messenger RNA. RefSeq lists its product as uncharacterized. The transcript has a single exon. Gene Ontology annotation, molecular function: single-stranded DNA binding. Gene Ontology annotation, cellular component: RNA polymerase III complex. The coding region runs from base 1 to 1623 and encodes 540 amino acids. The record is from RefSeq and is a predicted model, not a curated record. Lineage: Eukaryota; Euglenozoa; Kinetoplastea; Trypanosomatida; Trypanosomatidae.